UUCCGCGCGCUGCCCCCUUCUGGCCUUUCCUCUCCUUCUCCGGAAGCGGAAGUCGUCUGGCGACAGGGGGAUGCGGAAGUGCCGGCGACGGCGGGGCAGCUCGGUUGCCCAGCGGUUGCCACCAUGGCAGCGGCUGAGGGCCCGGGAAAAGGCAAUGGCGGCGGCGGGAGCGGGAGCCCGGCGGCCUCAGGAGGUAACCGACAGCUGAAGUACAUCAGCUUAGCUGUCUUAGUGGUGCAGAAUGCCUCCCUCAUCCUCAGCAUCCGCUAUGUUCGCACGCUGCCUGGGGACCGCUUCUUUGCCACGUCAGCAGUGGUCAUGGCUGAAGUCCUUAAGGGAGUCACCUGUCUGCUCCUUAUCUUCAUUCAGAAGAAAGGUAACGUGAAACAGUUUGCCAGCUCCUUGUAUGACUCCAUCGUGGUGCAAUACAUGGACACACUCAAACUAGCAGUGCCUUCUCUCAUUUACACCCUCCAGAACAACCUCCAGUAUGUGGCUAUUUCCAACCUGCCUGCAGCCACGUUCCAGGUCACUUACCAACUGAAGAUCCUCACCACAGCUGUCUUCUCAGUGCUAAUGCUCCGCAAGAGCCUGUCCCGUCUCCAGUGGCUCUCCCUCAUGCUCCUUUUUGCCGGUGUGGCCAUUGUCCAGGUGGAGCAGCAGCAGGCAGGGGGCAAAGGAACCCCUGGGGGCCAAGGGACACAUCAGCAACAGAGCUACAUUGUGGGGCUGGUGGCUGUGGUGGUGUCGUGCCUCUCGUCCGGCUUUGCCGGAGUCUAUUUUGAAAAGAUCCUCAAAGGCAGCGCAGGCUCGGUCUGGCUUCGUAACGUCCAACUGGGCAUCUUCGGGACCUUGCUGGGGCUGUUGGGCAUGUGGUCCACGGAUGGGGCAGCUGUAGCUGAGCGUGGAUUCUUCUUUGGCUACACCUCGCUGGUCUGGGCCGUGAUUCUGAACCAGGCCUUCGGGGGCCUUCUGGUGGCAGUAGUGGUGAAAUAUGCGGACAACAUCCUUAAGGGCUUUGCCACCUCCUUCUCCAUCGUGGUGUCCACCGUGGCUUCCAUCUACCUCUUUGACUUCCACCUCAACUUGCCCUUUGCUCUAGGAGCAGGGCUGGUCAUAGGGGCCGUCUACUUGUACAGCUUGCCCAAAGGACCUUUGACCAGCCGAUCCUUAAUGGGGACUGCUGUGCAGCAGCAGGGCCACCCAGCACAGAGCAAGGAACUUCCUUCCGUGACGACAGACGGCUUCCUGACCAAGAUUUCAUCUAAAGAAAAAGGAUCUUAAAGUAUUGACAGAGACAACCGGCAAGACCUCAGUAGGGUUUCAUCUCCGGCACUUUGAAGGGCUGAAGAAAUCUAAGUUACAGAUUUGGCUUUGACACUUUGUAGGAGUCUUAUUUUACAUCUGUUCGGAAACCUCCCUCAUGAUGGCAGCUUUUUUGGUUUUGCCCGUCAUAUAGAAGAGGAAUCCACAUGCUUUCAGUUCAAACUGGCUGUCCUUUGAGGCCUGGUUCACACAGCACAAUUCAUGCCAAAAAGCAAGUGAGAUCGAGCAAUGGUUUUCCAUUUGUGACCAUCACAGAACAGCUAUCCAACUUAACAUUUUUUACAUAGUGGGGCAGCCAUGAUUGCUUCUCAUCCCAGUCAUCAGGACUUGUUUUGAACUAUGACUUGCACCUUCUGAAGGUCUGAUUUAGUUUACAUUUCAAGAACUUCUCCUGCACUCCAUCAUAAAACAUUGUCAUAGGUUACAGCAUUUGAAACACUGCCGUAUGUUCUUUUCUCUCCAUGCCAAAAAGCAAGUGAGAUCGAGCAAUGGUUUUCCAUUUGUAACCAUCACAGAACAGCUAUCCAACUUAUUAUUUUUUACAUAGUGGGGCAGCCAUGAUUGCUUCUCAGUCCCAGUCAUCAGGACUUUUUUUGAACUCCGACUUGCACCUUCUGAAGGUCUGAUUUGGUUUACAUGUCAAGAACUUCUCCUGCACUCCAUCUUAAAACAUUGCAGCAUUUGAGACACUGCCGUCUGUCCUUUUCUCUCCAUGCUCAUGCCUCUUUUUCCAUCGUGAAGAGACUCAUAAUGCUCAAAUUAUUUGUGAAAUUUUGAGCAGUCCUGAUAAUGUGUUAUCUUAUCUGGUUGUGAUUAAGGUUUUUAUAUAUAUUUUUUCUUGGACCAAUUUGGGGAGGAGAGCCAUCACAGCUCUGUUGCAUUUUCAAGUGGUCUCAGACAAAUGCUUUUCAGUGGAGUCCAUUACCUGAUGCCAGUCAUAGCAUGGAGUUUAGAGGUACAUUAUGGAGUUUAUGUCUAUACACACUUUGUGACAUAGGAAUCCUCUGAACAGUAUUUUGUUUGUGAGGAUUUGACUGUUCGGUCCACUACAGCCUGGGAAUCCUCUGGCCAAUCAGAUAUUGAACUACAACUCACAGCAGCUUUAGUAAGGAACAUGAAUAGAGAGGAAUGUUGGGAGCUGCAUAUUCGGAGAGCCAAGGUUUUUAUCUUAUCCACAUCUUUCUGCAUCUGUGGAUAGGGAUUGAUUUCCAGUUGAAGGUUACUCCCUUGAAACCACAAGCUCAAAACCAGUGUUUAAUUGCUGCCAAAGCAUGGUUUGUUCUACUGAGAGCCAAACAACUUAACCAAAGUGUUGUUGAAGGCUUUCGUGGCCAAAAUCACUGGGUUGCUGUGAGUUUUCCGGGCUGUAUGGCCAUG
Messenger RNA from Anolis sagrei ordinatus, 2703 nucleotides. It is a transcript of the gene SLC35A2, whose product is annotated as solute carrier family 35 member A2. Gene Ontology annotation, molecular function: UDP-galactose transmembrane transporter activity. NCBI's taxonomy places the organism in Eukaryota, Metazoa, Chordata, Lepidosauria, Squamata, Anolidae. Gene Ontology annotation, biological process: pyrimidine nucleotide-sugar transmembrane transport. Gene Ontology annotation, cellular component: Golgi membrane. The record is from RefSeq and is a predicted model, not a curated record.